UCACUUCUAAACAGUUUCGAAUUUCUUCCUCCUUAAAUCACCGUCCUUGUUGGUCCUUUUUCCGUAGAAUCGCUCGAAUCAAUCAAAGUAAAAGCCUAUUCUCUUCAUCUUCAGGUUCUGUUUACACUUUCAUAUUCCGCCGAUGGAUCUCCGUCAGUUGAUCAGAAAUCAAACCGACGUCGCUUUCAGUCUGACGAAGCACGUUUUCCAAACUGAAGCCAAGGUUUCGAACCUGGUGUUCUCGCCGCUGUCUAUCCACGUUGUGCUUAGCAUGAUCGCAGCUGGCAGCAAGGCUUCCACCCUCGACCAGCUCCUCUCUUUCCUCAAGUCAGAAUCCAGUGACCAACUCAACUCUUUCUCCUCCGAGCUUGUUUCCGUUGUCUCCCACGACGGAAGCCCCGCAGGUGGGCCCCGCUUGUCUUUUGCCAACGGUGUUUGGCUCGAUAAGUCUCUCCCUCUCAGGCCUUCUUUCAAACAGGUCGUGGAUCAUGUAUACAAGGCUGCUUCCAAUCUAGUCGAUUUCCAAAACAAGGCUGUUCAAGUGGCCGGUGAAGUGAAUUCUUGGGCUGAGAAGGAGACUAGCGGUCUUAUUAAAGAAGUUCUUCCUCCAGGAUCAGUUGAUGCUUCAACAAGGUUUAUAUUUGCUAAUGCACUCUAUUUCAAAGGAGCUUGGAAUGAAGCAUUUGAUGCAUCAAAAACAAAAGACUAUGACUUUCACCUUGUAAAUGGCAAUUCUGUUAAGGUGCCUUUUAUGACUAGCAAAAAGAAGCAAAUUGUUAGUGCCUAUGACGGUUUCAAAGUCCUAGGGCUUCCAUAUAAACAAGGUGAAGAUAAACGUCGUUUCUCCAUGUAUUUCUUUCUCCCAGAUGCAAAAGAUGGUCUGCCAGCUUUAGUAGAUAAAGUGAGUUCUGAAUCUGGCUUCUUAGAACACCACCUUCCUUCUCAACCAGCUGAAGUGGGUGAAUUUAGAAUCCCAAGAUUCAAGAUUUCAUUUGGACUUGAAGCUUCUGCAGUUCUGAAAAGAUUAGGGCUUGAAUUGCCUUUCUCCGGUAAAGGAGGUUUGGCAGAGAUGGUUGAUUCGCCUGAGGGUCAGAACCUCUAUGUUUCAAACAUAUUCCACAAGUCUUUUAUUGAAGUUAACGAAGAAGGGACAGAAGCUGCUGCUGCUACUACUGCUGUCAUAAAACUCAGGGCUCUGUUUGUUCAAGAUCCAAUAGACUUUGUGGCUGACCACCCGUUCCUUUUCCUGGUCAGGGAAGAUGUGACUGGAGUUGUUCUCUUCAUUGGGAAUGUCCUCAAUCCUCUUGAAAACUAAUAAAUCAGCCAUGCUACUUUGUGGAUGACCUUGUUACUGGAAUGGUCUGUCUUUUGACCUAUGUAAAUUAUGCUUUGUUGUUGCCUUUAUUUAUGUACUUUUUCUUAGUUGUUCAGCCUAUGUUUAACUACUGCACGACUAUAUGUAAUAAGUCACAUAAGAAAUAAAUUACGUGUCUUGGUUU
Messenger RNA from Hibiscus syriacus, 1499 nucleotides. Its product is annotated as serpin-ZX-like. The transcript has 3 exons. The coding region runs from base 143 to 1315 and encodes 390 amino acids. Lineage: Eukaryota; Viridiplantae; Streptophyta; Magnoliopsida; Malvales; Malvaceae. The record is from RefSeq and is a predicted model, not a curated record. Gene Ontology annotation, molecular function: serine-type endopeptidase inhibitor activity.